This is a messenger RNA of Theileria equi strain WA, 2739 nucleotides long. Its product is annotated as importin beta/transportin, putative. The record is from RefSeq and is a predicted model, not a curated record. Gene Ontology annotation, molecular function: small GTPase binding; nuclear import signal receptor activity. NCBI's taxonomy places the organism in Eukaryota, Apicomplexa, Aconoidasida, Piroplasmida, Theileriidae. Gene Ontology annotation, cellular component: nucleus; cytoplasm. Gene Ontology annotation, biological process: protein import into nucleus. The transcript has a single exon. Bases 1 to 2727 code for a protein of 908 amino acids.
AUGGGUAUUGAUCGAUUAGUAUAUGAUCGCCUUUUGGGGGUUCUGGACUUAGUCACUCGGGGCGAUACCGAUUCUCAGAGAUUUCUGAAUGAAAACCUCAAUGCCUUUGAAUCAGGUAGAAAUGAUGCUUGCAUAUAUUACCUGGAGGUAUCAUUAAACUCCAACAAUUUUCACGUUCGCCAAAUGUCUCUCUUAUUGCUAAAGAGGAGUUUAUCACGAGAAUGGCAAAGUCUAACCGUUGAAUCAAAGAGAGGGCUUUAUGAUGGCAUCUUUCAACUCUUGGGAAUCUCCUCCGCCGAGAUUAGAAGUGUUGUUUCGUCGUGUAUAGUAACCCUUUACGGUUUGCAGAGCGGUAGUGAUUCUAAAGUUUUCACGCAUCGAUUGUUGGAUAUCUUAUCAAAAGAAUCUCCAGUGGAGGUUCUUGAGGCUUCUUCGUUGGCCCUUUCCAUGAUUGUUGAAGAUAUAAUAUCGUUCUCAUCUGAUGACUCUAAUGGAGUGGCAUCACGCGAGAAAUUCGAUUUUCUGAGGGUAGAAUUGUCUAGGAGUAUAAUACAAACUUCCACAAGCAAGCCAGAGUUGCACAGGUACUUGUCCAAGGUUCUUUUGAUCAUGGUGGAUUCGAUGGAGGUAGCAGAGUAUAUUUUACACCAUUAUUUUGAUCUAGUUUGGAACCUACUUGGCUCAAUAUCUACUAUACAGGAGAGUAGCGCUAAAAAGUUUGUUUUGAAGUGUUUGCUACGAAUUUGGGACUAUAGACCGAGUUCUAUUCUUCAAGCUUUAUUUCCUAUAAUCACAAGUUCGUGCAAAGAUGAUAGCGAUCCACAAGUCCAGAUAGAGGCAUUGGACCUACUAUCGCACAUACUUCAGUCUAUUCAGUAUGUCGAAGGCAACAGAGAGAUGCAUGAUAUUCGGAGCGAAUUCUUGACAAGGCUUCGUGCUGAACUUCCGGUUUUAAUAAAGAUACUCGUUGAGAACACAAAAUAUACAUCAUGGGAUUAUAUGUCCAUGGACAUAUCGCAUAUGGAGGACGAUAAUGCUAGCAAACCGGAUAGCAUUCAGGAUCUUCCAUCUCACACACAUGUUUCCAAAAAGCUUAGGGAUUCUGAUGACGAUGAGGAUUUGGACGCCGCAGAGACCAGUACUUGGGGUAACACAUGGACCGUAAGGAAGGGAGCUGCUUUAGCAUUGGAUAAUAUUUCACAAGCAUAUGGUGGAGAUCCUGAGGUUCUUGCCAUAUUUCUACGAUAUAUUCAGGCAAAUCUGGAUAGCCCUGACUGGGAGAUUAAGGAAUCUGCUGUGUUAACUUUGGGUGCUAUCUCUAGAGGCUCUCUUAAUUCUCUUUCUCCAUUUUUGCCCAAAGUUAUUGAAUAUUUGGUUGUCUUGUCUAGUGAUUCUAAACCUUUGUUAAGAAUCAUUUCUUGUUGGUGUAUAUCUCGAUUUACCCAUUUUUUGUUUAGCAAUACCCAGUAUUUGGAAACUUCUCUACGUGCAAUUUUGAAUAGAAUGCUGGAUACAAACAAAAGGGUACAGGAGGGUGCCUGCUCGGCAUUCACAGCAUUUGAAGAGACGUCUGGGAUGCUUUUAGUCCCGUAUCUUGAUUAUAUUUUGGAAACUGUGCUGAGAGCAAUCGAAAUUUAUCAAGAGCGCAACUUUAGAAUUUUAUAUGAUGUUAUCGGCACUCUUGCCCAAAAUGUUGGCGAACCAUUGCUAAAUGCAAGGAAAUUCCCGGAUUUGAUGAAUAGGCUUAUGGAUUUGCUGGCAUCUACCGAUAUAUACAAGCCACAGUUUUUGGCAUUAUUGGAGUGUAUUUCUUGUGUAUCACAAAUUGUUGGUGAUGGAAUGUCAGUUUAUGCGACAAAGAUAUUGCAGAGAUGUCUCUAUUCAAUACAUACAAUAGUAACAGACUCGAAGGAUGAGGAUCUUCCUGGGCCCCCAAGAUGGGACAUUGUCGAGUUUGCUUCGGAUACUAUUUCCUCUCUAGUUUCUUCUCUUCAUGCUACGCCUGCGAAUGUAUGUACUCUUUUGGAUACUUGUUUAGCUACAGAUGGAUCUGGACGCCGCUUUGGAAUAGUGGAGCUUUUGCUUGAAUCUUGCAAAUCUGGACUUGCGGGAGUACUUCAAUCAUGUAUUGCUCUUUUGGGAGAUCUAGGAUGGGUUUAUAGCGCUGUUUUAGUUCAGCCAGUAGUGCAUUUACUUACUGAAAAUAUUUUGCACGACUUUCCUUCUGUGGCUAAUAACGCAGUAUGGGCAAUUGGAGUUUUGUCCAUGCAUGAAAGAAGGAGUAUUUUACAGCCUCAGCUACAAAAGAUCGUUUUGGAUCUCUCUCAUAUUCUCAAUUCGGAAUCUAGAGCUUACAAAAAUUUAUGCAUCAUACAAAAUGUCUGUAUUACCCUCGGAAGAAUCUGUCUAAACUUUCCGGAUAGUACAUGUACAUUGUUGCCUAAAUUUGCGGAGAAGUUUUGCUUGAACUUGACAAGUUACAGAAACGAUUUUGAUAAGGCGCAGGCUAUUCAGGGUCUUGCGCUAGCUGUUACAAAAUCCCCAGUGUCGGCGGCUCAACACAUGGCGGGAAUUGUGCAGUUGUUUUUGAGCUAUCCACCCUGUGACCCACAAUUUGAAAGCGCACUUAGGGAAGCUUUGCUUGCCAUUGUAAGGACAAAUGGCCCUGCCUGGGAAAACAUCCAUUAUAGCAUAAAGAAUGGUGCCAAGGUCCGAUUUUUUAAUUGAUUUAUGUACAUG